This is a messenger RNA of Xiphophorus hellerii (green swordtail), 1913 nucleotides long. Its product is annotated as high affinity immunoglobulin gamma Fc receptor I-like. NCBI's taxonomy places the organism in Eukaryota, Metazoa, Chordata, Actinopteri, Cyprinodontiformes, Poeciliidae. Gene Ontology annotation, cellular component: external side of plasma membrane. Gene Ontology annotation, biological process: cell surface receptor signaling pathway; immune response. Bases 620 to 1585 code for a protein of 321 amino acids. Gene Ontology annotation, molecular function: transmembrane signaling receptor activity. The transcript has 8 exons. The record is from RefSeq and is a predicted model, not a curated record.
CUUUUUUAACCAAAACCUAAUUCACAUUUUACUUCUCAACCUAAACUUUAAACCAAAACAAGGAGGUUCACCGUGUCAGAGCAAGUUUGGUUAACAUGAGGUCCAGCAGUCUUUAGAAAGGAGAAUUAGGCCACAGAUGGUACUGAAGAGGAAACUAAAACACACACACACACACACGCACACACACCUAGGGAGAAUUUAUACAGACCAAUUUACUUAACGUGUUUCUGGACUGUGGGAGGAAACCAGAGAACUGGAGAGAACCCAGCAUGCACAGGGAGAACAUGCAGACUCCAUGCAGAAAGACCCUGGGAAUCGAACCCAGAACCUUCUUGCUGCAAGGCAACAGCUCUACCAUCUGCACCACUGUUCAGGCCUCAGGAGUUUAAUAUGGAAUAUAUUUAAUUUAAUUUGUUUGGAUUUUUGUGAACAAGACAAUUAUGAUCACUUUGAUUGCAACAGUUGAUCUGUUGCCAUGGCGACUGAUGAUAGACCAAUAACUAUCAGCAAUGCAUCAUGAAGAGAGAGAGCAGCAGAGCUGCGUUAAGGAAGAGGGCGGUCUCUCUUUACUCUGAGUCUCCAGUCAGACACGAAAAACGUCAAAUGAAGGAGAGAAACCAUGAAGGAAACACAGCAGAGUCUGCUGCUCUGUCUGAGUUUCCUGUUGGGCUGCAGAAUAAACCGAGUCCUCCCAGUUCCUCUGACUGUGAGUCCCAGCAGAUCUCAGUUCUUUAGAGGAGAAUCAGUGACUCUGAUCUGUGAGGAUGAAAACAGAUCUGAUGGAUGGACUGUGAGGAGAAACACAAGCAGAGAAACCAGGACUGAGUGUGGAGAUAAAUGGUGGAGAAAAAAUGGAUCUACCUGUAAAACCAGCAGCAUCAGAGAACAUGAUACUGGUCUGUACUGGUGUGAGUCCAUGUCUGGAUCCUCCAGCAGCAGCAGCAGCAUCCAGCUCUCUGUCUCUGGUGGAUCAGUGAUCCUGCAGAGUCCUGUCCUCCCUGUGAUGGAGGGAGAUGACGUCACUCUGAGCUGCAGAGCAAAGAAUCCAACCCACAACCUCCCAGUUGCUUUCUAUAAAGAUGGCUCCUUCAUUGGUGAUGGACCAUCAGGUCACAUGACCCUCCUCCAUGUUUCCAGCUCUGAUGAAGGCCUCUAUAAAUGUAACAUCAGCCGUCAUGGAGAGUCUCCAUCCAGCAGGAUCUCUGUCAAAGAAAAACCAACAACCACUUCUUGUCCUCCACCUACUCCAUCACCUCCAUCAUCAUCAUCACCUUCCUCCCAGUCUGAUCUCUACAUUUCUCUAUCAUGUGUGAUUGUUGUGAUUUUCCUGCUGGUACUGGUGUUACUGGUUCUACUGGUGAAGAGACGUCGUCACAAAACAAAAGCUGAUAAAGGAGACGACGUCACAUACAGCGACGUCCAGAUAACUCAGCUUCAUCAGCAGAGAGCCAAAGAGAGUCCUUCAUCUGCCAUCUACUCAGACGUGAGAACAGACGGGAUCAGUUAUGGAGAAAUCAACAUCAGAACCAACAGAACCAGAGAUGUUCGACUAGAUACAAACAUCAUCUACUCUUCACUGAGGUAGUCCACCAGUCUGACCUCUGACCUCCAGCUGCUGCUUCACCUCUUUAUUUCACAUUUAGUUGUUUUAUUGCUUUGGCCCAACAUCAUCUGACUUUAACAUCGUUUCUGUCUGGAUGUUUAAUCAAAUGUUUCUUUCACACAGUUCGUUCUGCAGUGAACUAUUAAAGUUUUCAUUUGGUCUCGGCUGUUUCUACGUCGUUGAUCGUUCUGGUUUCUGUGGCUUCAGAGCCGAUAGAUUAGAAAUGUUUUCCUGUUUGCUCAUUUCUGAUCUGUACAAACAACCAAUAAACCACAGAGUGAAAAAGGCUUCAGUGGAAACUUUCAGAAAA